Messenger RNA from Lagopus leucura (white-tailed ptarmigan), 5730 nucleotides. RefSeq lists its product as uncharacterized. Gene Ontology annotation, biological process: protein ubiquitination; Notch signaling pathway. Lineage: Eukaryota; Metazoa; Chordata; Aves; Galliformes; Phasianidae. Bases 591 to 3743 code for a protein of 1050 amino acids. The record is from RefSeq and is a predicted model, not a curated record. The transcript is spliced from 4 exons.
GAAAUACCCCCUGGAGGUGAAGGCGCAUAUAGUGAAGCUGAGCCCUGAUGAGGAGAGCUUAAGAGAUAGACGUGCUAUUGUCUAGGAGGCACAGGAGAUUUCACGUAUCUUCUUCCAUUUGUCUUAUCUUCACAUCUGAGCACUGAAAAUGAGGGCAUGGCAGUUGACCGGGUACUAGAGACCUUGCCAGAAAUCUUUGUUGCCAGAAGGAGCACUGAGAGAACAAGAGGGUAACUGCAUUUCAGCUGCAGAAAGGAGAGUAGCUCUGGGCUAUUUGCAGAACUCCCUGCUUGUAGAAGUGGGUCUGCAUCUGUGCGGUUUGCCCUUUGCAAUCCUUGUUCGCACAAAGCCUCUGACUAUGGAUAUAAGGUCAAAAGGUCACUUAGGCUGACUGGAUCUUUCAGUCAUGCCUGUGUUGUUCUCCCAUUGAGCAUUGUGAAAGCAGGUUACUUUUCUGUCACAGUAUCACAGGGGGCUGUGGUAAGAGUCAUGUGUAUUCACUUCCACUCUGUGCCUUGGAGGGGCCUUAUAUUUGGUCUGUACUUUCUCACUCCUUUGGUCUCUACCUGCAGAUCUUUGUACGUGUUUUCAUGGUGGUUGACUAUGGUAAGCUUCCUAUUGGUGAAACGCUCUUGAAGAACUUGCAGAAGGGCUACAGCAGUGUGCAGUUUGACUUUGACUACAGGAGCACACUUUGCAGAGUCAAGGGAACAUUUACUGAGCUGCAGGCCUUCAGCAGAGACCUGCUGGCCAGCCUGAACCUCAAAAGCCAGCCCACUGGAGAGAGCCUGCCUUCAGGAUCCAGCCAUUUGGCCAAAAACACUGGAAUGUAUGAUUACCAGCAAGAGCCUGACUCUGCUGUAUCAGCAUCAAAGACAGUAAAGCUGCCACACUUGGACCAGGUGUGUGAUAAGGCAGCUGAUGGCCCAUCACCUCGAAGCCACGUGGAUCGGGAAGCUGUGGAACAGCUGGAGGACUUUUCCCUGGUCAUGGACUCAGACAUUUACUUGUACAUACAAAGGUUUUGUGCUUCUGAGUACCAAGGCAUACUUCACCAGCAUCAUGUAGAUGUGGUGGACGUUAGCAGCAAUGACGUAACCAUACUGUACCUCCAACCAUCUCCAGGUACAUCUGGGGACAUGGACACUUUGCAACAGUCCCGCCUGGCGCUACAGCACCUCUACCAGCAGCUGGAAGUGAGCUUGCGCAAAGAGAAGCUCUCCAAGGGAGGACUGAACAACCAGGAACUCAGGGCUCUGACACAGGAACUGCAGGAGCUGUAUCCGCAGUUGCUCUGCCAUGAAGAUGGGAAACAGCUUGACAUUAUUGGAAAUCUUGUUGAUGUUUCCCAGGCCAAGCAGUAUGUUCAACAUUUCAGCACCAGAAGUGGUGCCUCACAGAUGGCUGGCAUGUUCAGUAGCUCCCCACCCUCACAGCCAGCAACUUCCUACACUACAGAGGCUACACUGGAAAAGCCCAAAGUUCCUGUGGACACCUUGCCUCUAAAGCUGAGCACAGGCAAGCCAGAACUGAAAGCUGAACACAAGUUGGCUGCCAACUUCAGUGCUCCAAAAAUUAGCAGGUCUCAAUGCCUUUUGGAAAAUCAGGACUCCCCUCUGAUGGGGCAGGCACAGCUUUCUGGAAAGCAUUUCUCAGAUACACGUGCUCUGGAUCCCAGUGACCCAACAACACUGGCACAGCCGUGCCAGCCUCAUAUCUCUACAGUGGAUGUCAUUUCAAAGUCAGCAGCAGAGUCUCAGCAGGACCCCAAAGAAUGGGGCCAUGUGAAAGGAGGGGCUAGACUUACAAGAGAGAAGAGUCUGUCUCCUUUUGGAAACAAAGAAAAGGGCACUUUGAAGCAUGCUGAGGACUUGACAGACUCAGAUCCCAGCAAACACCAUUCCCUUGCUGGCACAUCUAGUAUCUUUCAGUCUCUAAGUCUCUUUGACACAACAAGAACCUCUUUGGACUCCAAACCCUCUGAAUCCAGGUCUAUGCUGCGACGCUCCAGCAGCUUUUCCUUGCCAAAGUCAAAGGAAGGCAACAAGCCCCAAGGCACUGGCAGGGCAGCCAGUGGAGACAAUAGGGUGAGUGAAGAAAUGAGCCUGAACUCUCUGCAGUGGUCUUAUCUGAAAUAUGCCUGUCGCUCUGCUAUUGAUGAACUGUGCAGGGGCAGAGUUGUGGACAUCUCAGAGCGUUCCACUGGGGACUGCACUGUGCUCACAUUGCAGGCAGCAGACAGGAGCAAGCUUCUCCAAGCUAAAUGGAAGGUAGAAGAUCUUGUGCAGAAGUGUCCUGACCUUGUGUGUCAGAGUAUGAGCUGCUCAGAGCUUGCUGUAGAUGAGCCAGAUGAUGAUGCUCUCUGCGAACUGUGCAGCCACUUGCAAGGGGGUUCCCUCCAGGUUGGGCUCAGCAAAGACAAGUACAAGCUCUAUCUUGCCUGUCCCGAAGACAUGCUGCCAGGAGUGACUGAGGCCUUCCAUCUGUUCUCUUCCAGGAGGCUCCAUGCCCUGAAGUCUUCAUCCUUGUCUCCAGAACCAGGGAGAGCUUUAAGUGCAGGGCACCCAAGUGCUGUCCAGCCAAGCCAGGACACCAUGCUGGAUGCAGCCCUUCCCAACAGCCUGGAGUCCCUGCAGAUGGACCUGCAGCCCCUGGACAUUAGCAAUAAAACAGUGCACCCAGAGGUUCUAAAUGCUUUCCAGCAGCUGGAGGCUGAUGAAAACAGAUCCCCCAGUCUUUGGAGGUUCCCACAAGCACUGGGACGUGAGGCCAGUGACCACAUAGAUCCUGGGGCUGUGCAGGGAAGAAGCAGCCUUCUCAGCCCUAGCAUAAUGGAAAAUUUCAGUCCUGCAGCUCCUAGGGAGUCCAAGGAACAGCUGAAGACCAAAGUGAUGCUGGGGGAACCUGACAUUGCACGGCUAAAGCAGGUUUUGCCAGACAGGUUCCAGUUUGUGAAAGACAAGAGCAGAGUAGGCCACGAUGAUGCCAUGGGACAACUGCAGUCACCAGUCCUCACAGCUGAUGAUGCUCCUCACUCCGUGCCCACCUGGCUGUACGAGAGUACGGCUCCUGAUUCAUUCCAGGCUGCAGCUGAACAGUCACCUGCAGCUGAGCCCAGGUCCCAGGAAAGUAACAGUUCAGGCAGGGACAGCAUUCAGGAGGAGCCCAACCUCCCAGCACUGCAAACAAAAGACACCAGCCUUGAACAGGAAAGCUGCAAUACUCCUCUGAGCCAGUGUGAUGCUUGCCAGGACUUAUGCGUCACAUGCCAGACCCCCUCUGGUCAUGCCUUGUGCAGGUCAUGUUUUGCAAACCAGCCAGCUUGCUGCAGUUCCUCCUUGGUUGCCCCCAUCUGCAAGAUCUCAGGGACUUUCAAGAUAUCCUCUUUGUCACAGAGCUUGCCUGGCUACUUCCGAGACCUGACACUCCAAAUUACCUACACCAUCCCCAAUGGCAUUCAAGGGGUCGGUCAUCCUCAUCCAGGAGAGCCUUACAAAGGGGGAUAUUUCUUAGCGUUCCUGCCUGACAACAGGGAAGGGCAGAAGACAGCAAUUCUGCUGAAGAAAGCAUUUGAGGAAGGGCUGACAUUUCAAGUCAAGUCCUACAAUGGAGAAGAAAGAGUGACAUGGGGCCCUAUCCCACACAAAACCUCCUGGCAUGGAGGCAAAGCCAGGAACGGCUAUCCAGAUGCCCAGUAUCUCCAUGAGGUUUGUACUGUCCUGAAGAAAUUGGGCAUUGACUGAGACUCUGCGCCUGAGCAUUCAUAUCCAGUGCCUUCACUUCACCUUCCUUCCCUGCUGACAAAACUACAACCCAGCACAGCUCAGGAAAAAAGCAGGUGCCUGCCCAAGGAGUGAAUUGUGUCCUGAGACAGCCAGAAGUCUACACAUUAGCAACAGCAGCCCCUCUAUCUCCCAGCUUGGAGCUGAGCGUCCCCAAGCCUCUAGCUCUUACUAGUUGCUCAUCUUCUCACCAGCCAGUUAAGUAACAGCUUGUUUCACCAUCAGAUUCAGGCUGAGCCCUGGCAUGAUUUUCAACAGAGUGCCAUUUUAACCAAGCCAAGCAAGCAGGAGCUUGCUUGUAGUUCAACCCCAGACUUCUGGAAGUCUGUUCCCUUUGGCCACUACAGGCAGGCUCCAGCUCAGCCACCUCCAGAGCCUGUGCCAGAGCUGAGCUAUCAUUAAUUUCAGAUGCUUAAGUAGACAUUUCAGUCCUUGAGCUGACAGCCAUGAACUACAGCCCCUCCCCAACACCUGCUCUGGGGACAGCAGGAAAGUUUAUGCUUGGUUGGAGACAGCAGCAAUGAGUUUCAGCUCUGAACAGCUGCCUCCUGAGAAUAUCAGGCACAGAUAGGGUGCAGGUGCAGAAACACAAAUAAACAAGAUUUAUCUCCACAUUCUUUGUAGUGGUUGCUCACAUUCUGUCUGCCACUCUGGAACCCCAUUUCAUUCUCAGCUGUCUACAGGGACACCCCAACACAAACUAGAGUGCAGAGACCAGCUAAGUGCUUUGCAAACAAAAAUAAUCACUAUAACUGCCCUCCAAAGUAGACUACUGCAAGAAUGACACAAUGCUUGAGACAGAGAUUAACAGUUAUACUUGAGAGCAGAGGCAGCUUUUCAGCUUUGGAGAGUUGUUGGGAUUUGUAAACUGAGUACAUCCAACCUCUGACUGCCUUUUGAAGCAAUACAGGGGCCCCAGAGACUGGCAGAAUAUUGACCAGCACACCACUGAGGGUUUUGUUAUGCUUUAAUUAACAUUUUAAACACAUAAGGCAUAUGGAAACAUUAGAUGGAGGAGCAUUACACAUUAUAAUCAUGUAAACAGCAUUGGCACAUUUGCUUUCUGUCUCACUUGGUUAUACAAAGCAGAAUACAUUUUUUAAACAAAGAUUUUCCAAGUGCCUGUAGGGUGAGCAUCAUUCAUAUCACACAUUUGCACAUCAACAUAACUCAGACAGUGCAGAUCAGACCAUAUGCUGUAAGAGGCUCAGUCUAAUGCAUUUCACAUCAUGCUCAUGUACUACUUGCCAGUCACUUUGCCAUCAACACGGUUUCAUACAGAAGAGACUUCAUUAGGCAACAAUAGUGCUUUCACACUUUGCCUGAUAGCAGCUGCAAGCGGCCAGCAUUCUGUACUGAUUAAAGCCUGCGGCUCACACUGCCUUUUUCUUGUCACUGGUCACUCAAUUUUAGUUUAAUACAGGUGGGAAAAAAAAUACACAGCUAAACUCCUCGCCAGCCCAAAGCACUUAGGGGGUCAUGUUCCUUUGAGCAAAGUGAGGCUGCUUUCCUUCCUACGCCUGCACUUGGCAUGCAACACAAAUGAACAAGAGAGAAACUGAAGAGUCAGAGGUGACGGAAGUUGCUGGAUGAUAGCAAAGGGUUGCAUUUUGCCCAAGUCUAAAAGUAUCAGUCUGGGAAUGCAACUAUAGCAAUGACAUUGGAGUAGCACUAGGACAGGCAUUCCUGCCAGGGGGAUUCUUUGAAUUACUCAUGCUUUUCACCUGGCCAUUUCUCCUCGUAGCAUAACCUUUGGAUCAGACAAUGUAAAUCAACACUGAAUUGCACUUCUGAUGGCAGUAAUGGCACACACAAUUUAAGAGCAGGCGUCUCCCAUUUCCUUGAUAGUAUGACUUUGCCCUAAAAAGUUAAGCAACACUGAAUGGAAUGAUUCUUUUGUUUGUUUUGCUUUGGUCCUUAGGUGUACAAACGUGCUGGUUAACUUUAA